Schistocerca americana (American grasshopper) is the source of this 777-nucleotide messenger RNA. Its product is annotated as forkhead box protein D3-like. Bases 1 to 777 code for a protein of 258 amino acids. Gene Ontology annotation, biological process: cell differentiation; anatomical structure morphogenesis; regulation of transcription by RNA polymerase II. Gene Ontology annotation, molecular function: RNA polymerase II cis-regulatory region sequence-specific DNA binding; DNA-binding transcription factor activity, RNA polymerase II-specific. The record is from RefSeq and is a predicted model, not a curated record. Lineage: Eukaryota; Metazoa; Arthropoda; Insecta; Orthoptera; Acrididae. The transcript has 4 exons.
AUGACCAUUAUUUUGCAUGUCAAGGUGCUGUGCACUGCCCUCCCGACCACACCCAGUCUGUCAGUCUCCAAUGUUGACGGCACUGGCAAGGAUGCCGCCAACUCGCUCCACACUGACAACGGCCACAGCGAGGGCUACGCCCCCACACUGGACGAGACGGUGUCGACGAGCACGGCCGCCACUUCGACCUCCGGAUCCGACGGCACCGCGAACGGCGACGGCAGCAGCAACGGUAUAAACAGUGGUGGUUCCACAGUGAACAAUGCUGCCAGCAGAUUGGGAGAGGAACAGCACACGAGCAACACUGACUCGGCCAGCAGUGUCGACAAGAAGCCGCCAUUCUCCUACAAGGCACUCAUUGCUAUGGCCAUAGCACAGUCACCUCACAGGAAGGCGAAGCUGUCCGAGAUCUACGCCUACAUCACGAGCCGCUUCCCUUACUUCGAACACAGCAAGAAGGCGUGGCAGAACUCGAUCCGCCACAACCUGUCACUCCACAAGUGCUUCGUCAAAGUGCUGCAGAAGGGUAGAAAGGAGAAGGGCAACUACUGGGUGCUCGACCCGCAGUUUGAGGGCACGUUCAAGGACGCCAAAUACUGUCAGCGACAGUGCAACAGGCAGCCAUUUCACAGGGAUGUGGGGGCGGUGGCAAACUCCGCAGUGCCCGGUGACCUUGCUGCUGCCGACUUGCACUUUGCCACAGAUGAACACAGGUCAGUACCUCGUGAGGUCAUCGUGUCCUCAGCAACUUCAGCUGUCACCUCCCAUUAUUAUUAA